GCCUCAGCCAGAACCGUCCAGCGUGGGGCGCGCGCUGUUACCCACAAUGCACGGGGCUCGUGCGCAUGUCCCCACUGAUCACGCUCCCGUCGCGCGGUUCUCGGGGUGGGGCCACAGGAGGGGGCGGGGCCUCGUGGGGCGGCGCUGCCGGAAGUCGGGCCCGCCGGCUGUGGCGCGUGGCUGAGGCGGCUCGGGUCGCGCGGCUGAGUACGGGGGCCGGGCCGGGCCAUGGCGCUCUACAGCGCAGCCGCCUCCGUCCUGGCGGGGCUGCAGCGCCGGGAGGGCGCCCUCAAGACUCUGGUGUACAAGAGCCGCUUCCAGAACGUGAAGCAGCUCUAUGCCCUGGUGUCCGAGACCCUGCGCUACUCGCUGGUGCUGGACUCCAUCAUGGCCGGGGCUGCCCUGCUGAAGGCUGAGAAGAAGCUGCCUCCCCACUUGGCCAAGGUGCUGGUGUAUGACCUGCUCUUUGGCAAGGGUCUGAAGUGCGGGGGCCGCUGGAAGGUGCUGGUGCUGAAGCACAGGGCUCGGCUGCAGGCAGAACUUGCCCGUCUCAAGGUGCGCAGGAAAGUGAGCUGCAACGAGGAUCUGCUGGUGCCCACAGAUGGGAUGAUCCAAGCCCCUCAAGUGCCACGGUACGUCCGAGUGAACACCCUGAAAACUUGCAAGGAUGAUGUGGUUGACUACUUCAAACGCCAGGGCUACUCCUACUUGGGCAGGGCAGCCAGAAUGGAGGAGCUGAGCUCCCUCUCAGGGAAGCAAUUCCUCCUGGAUCCCCACCUGCCGGAGCUGCUUGUCUUCCCGCCAAAGACAGACUUCCAUGAGAACCGGCUGUACGUCGCAGGGCAUAUCAUACUGCAGGACAAGGCCAGCUGCCUUCCUGCCUUCCUUCUGAGUCCCCCCUCAGAGGCCCAUGUAAUCGAUGCCUGUGCUGCCCCCGGGAACAAGACCAGCCACAUGGCCGCCAUCCUGAAGAACAAGGGGCGGAUCUUCGCCUUUGACCUGGACCCCAACCGCUUGGCCACCAUGAGCACCAUGCUGGUGCAGGCUGGGGUUAGCUGUUGUGAACUGGCCAAUCAGGACUUCCUGACAAUUGACCCCAGUGACCCCAAGUACAACAAUGUGACCUACAUUCUCCUGGACCCCUCGUGCAGCGGCUCAGGAAUGGUGAACCGGCUGCCAGCUGAGGAGAGUGCCCCCAGCUCGGAGCGGCUGCGGGCACUGGCUGGGUUCCAGCGCAAGGCCCUGAGCCAUGCCCUGCGCUUCCCUGCCCUCCAGCGCCUGGCUUACUCCACCUGCUCGGUGCAGCAGGAGGAGAACGAGGAUGUGGUGUGGGAUGUGCUCCAGGAGCAUGGCACAGCAUUCAGGUUGGUAAACGUGCUGCCUUCCUGGCCCCAUCGAGGCCUCGCCACCUUCCCAGGUGCGGAGUGCUGCCUCCGAGCCUGCCCCACAACGACGCUGACAAACGGCUUCUUUGUUGCCGUGCUGGAGAGGCAGCAGGAAUGCAACAGCCAGGGCUCCUCCAGCUCCCUUCUUGCCGAGGUGGACGGUGGAGCAGAGAGAUCCCAGGAUGGAGAGGGAAGGGGCCCUCUCGCUGCCCGCAAGAAGAGGCGGAAGAAGAGCCAGUGUGUGAAAUGAGGACUCUUGACAGGAGCAGCGGUGGCCCUGUGGUGGCAGCCUUAGAGCCAGGCUUCUGCCAGCCGCCUGCCUAUCCUGCUGGCAGAACUCGGAGCCCUGAGGCUGGAGGCCCUUGCUGCGUUGGGCCUGUACUGCUGGCUAGCUUUCCCUCCAUGGGGCUGGUCCGAACAGGAUGUUUUUGCUGUCGAAGGGGGAUGUCUAACCCGCUGCCAGUCCAGCUGCUGGGGGUGCUGUGGCCCCAGCAAUGCACCCAGCCUGGGUCAGGGUGGGAGUAAAGCUUUCCAACCCCUUUCAGGUUUUGUCUUGAGUAAGUUUCUCUGAGCCCCAGACUGUAGAAAUGCUGCUGCAGUGCGGGCCCCAGGGACACCACUUGCACAUUUGCUCAGACUCCAACCUGCGCUCUCAAUUGGCUCUUCUAUGAGAGUAAGAUACAAACCAAGGGCUCUCCGAUGACUCCACUCAAAGCAAUCCGUCAGCUCCCCUUCGCAAGCAGGUGUCUUGGCCAGCAGACAGGCAUGGGCCAGGCUAUGUUGUUGUAUGGUCCUUCCUGUCUCUCAAUCCAGAACUGCUUUCUGGCCUCCCUGACUUUUGCUCCUGUGAGGGGUUGAGCAUCAACUUUGCCUGACUCUUGCUGGUCUCUUCUGUUGCUGGAGGCCAGCCAAGCCUUUAGGUGAGAGCUUGGCAGUUUUGGAGGGCGAGAAAACGGACACUGGCUACACAUGGGAAGCAGCACUGCAGUGGGUUGGGGUGAGGAAGAGCAGCUGUGGAUAGAGCAGCUGAACUCAACGGGGGCAGAUCUGUGGCUGUUUUCAUAAGCCUUUCUCUGUGAGCCAUGAGCACUGCUGCCUGUCAUUAGCAGCCAGCCCCAGGACAGCCUUGGGAGGAGGAAUUUCAACUGCCAAAUGACCACCCUCAGUGCCUGCUCUUCCCUGCCCUAUGCCUGUGUUGAGUUCUGUCAGUGCUGUGCACUGGGCUACCUCCUGUCACCACCCACAGCUUCACCCCUCCUGCACCGCCCCUGCAUGUGAGCACAACGCAGCCCUCCCUUGUGUACAGCAGGGCAGUGCCUGGAGAGAGAAGUGCAGGUUACAGUGAUGAAAUGGGGAAGAAUCCUGGGUUACUGGCUAAGCCCUAGCCCACCAGAACCCACUGAGAGUUCAAGGCUGCCAGUGGGAGAAACUCCAGGCAGGAGCUUCUGAGCCGGUGUGUUUAGCUUGGACAAUGAAAUCUGCUCCCUUAUAAGCACUGCAACUGUUCCAGUGCUGGGGGCUCUAGGCUCUCCCCCUCGCUGAGGAGCACAGCCAGCUAUUUCUGUGCUCGUUUUCCAUGGGCCAUGAGUUUGCUCACUGGGCUGAAAUAAGCUCAGUGAGAAAUUUGCAUUCUUUCUGCCUGCAGCCGUUGGGCCAGCUGAGUAAAAGGACAGCAGAACUCUGGAAACCAAGGCACCCUCCAGAGAGGCUGAAACAUCGAGCCCUGGUUUUCACAAGUGACCAGUGUACUUGGGUGUUUCACCUGACACCUUAGAGGGGCCUGAUUUUCAACAUGGCUCAAGUUAUCCUUGAAAUGACGACUCACUUAGAGGCUGCUGUGACUGAAGUGGAGGUACCGAAGCCAGCACUGCCCUUGAUGGCUGAGUUCAGUACUUCACACAAAUGCUCUUGGUUAUCCAGCAGGUAUCUAAGGGUAGGCCCCAGUUCAAAACACCAGCCUUGGCUUCUGGCUUCCUUUUUCUUCCUGUCUCCCAUUUGAAGGGACCAUUCUAUUAAAAAUGACCAACUCAAAAAGAUUUUUUUCC
Molecule: messenger RNA, 3430 nt
Organism: Chelonia mydas (Green sea turtle)
Lineage: Eukaryota; Metazoa; Chordata; Testudines; Cheloniidae
Gene: NSUN5
Product: NOP2/Sun RNA methyltransferase 5
Exons: 10
Coding region: 229-1635 (468 amino acids)
Biological process (GO): rRNA base methylation
Cellular component (GO): nucleolus
Molecular function (GO): methyltransferase activity
Source: RefSeq, a predicted model, not a curated record